Messenger RNA from Brassica oleracea var. oleracea, 2514 nucleotides. RefSeq lists its product as uncharacterized. Bases 1 to 2514 code for a protein of 837 amino acids. The record is from RefSeq and is a predicted model, not a curated record. Lineage: Eukaryota; Viridiplantae; Streptophyta; Magnoliopsida; Brassicales; Brassicaceae. The transcript is spliced from 2 exons.
AUGCAAGAGGCUCAAAGACAAGCUCUUACCCUCCCCUCUCCACAGACCUUUGAGGAUGAAAAUAGAGCUCGCGCUUCAUGGAUGUUUUUUGCAGCCGCAGAAGAAUCAUUUCUACAUCAAAAAAGCAGAGUUCGUUGGCUUAAUGUUGGGGACCUGAACACAGGUGUUUUUCACAAAGCAGUGAGAGCUAAUUUAUCAAGAAAUGUCAUUCAUUACCUUCUUUAUGAGUUGGAUAGGAGGGUCUUUGACUCAUCAGCCUUGAAGGACAUGAUUAUUCAGUACUACUUAAGUCUUUUGGGUACUGAAAAUCAGGACAUAUCCCCUUUCUCGGUGGCACAAAUCCAGGAGAUCCAUCCGUUCAGAUGCUCGGACGAUCUAGCUGCUCAAAUGAGUGCAAUUCCUACUGAUGAAGAGAUUCGAAAAACUAUUUUUUCCCUACCGAAAAGCAAAUCUCCUGGUCCCGACGGUUUUUCUGUGGAGUUCUUUCUAUCUUCAUGGGAUUUGGUAGGAGGUGAUCUGAUAAAAGCAGUUAAAGAUUUUUUCUUAAACCCGGAUUUAUCUCAUCAAGUAAACUCCACGGUCUUAGCUCUUCUGCCAAAGGUUCCGGGUGCUUCAAGACUUUCAGAGUAUCGCCCCAUCUCCUUGUGCAAUACAGUUUACAAGGUGAUCUCAAAGAUAAUAGGAAGCCGACUGAAGCUCAUUACUCCCCUUGCUGUCCAGAGAAACCAGGUCGGAUUCAUUACAGGUCGCCUUCUUUGUGAAAAUGUCUUGCUAGCUUCUGAGCUCGUUUCAGAUUUCAACAAGCCAGGAGAUGUUACAAGAGGAUGUUUACAGAUAGACAUCACAAAAGCUUAUGACAACGUUGAUUGGCAGUUUGUGCUAAAUAUUCUUGAUGCAUUUGAGCUUCCUGAGUUGCUUAUUCAAUGGAUCCGGAGCUGUGUAACUUCCCCACACUAUUCUGUUGCUUUUAAUGGUGAGCUCAUUGGGUUUUUCCCGGGGAAGAAAGGUCUAAGGCAGGGAGAUCCUAUCUCCUCCUCUCUUUUUGUGUUAGCAAUGGACAUUCUCUCUAAGAAGUUGGAUAGAGCAGCGCAGAGCAGGCAGUUUGGGAUCCAUCAUUGGUGUUCCUACCCACUUAUUACCCACUUAUCUUUUGCAGACGAUAUGCUAAUUUUCUUUGACGGUUCUACAGCAUCAUUGGGAGUAAUUAUCCAGUUACUUAAUGAGUUUCAUUCUGGAUCUGGUCUUUGCCUUAAUCUCGCCAAAACUGGGUUAUUUGUUGAUGGAGCUAAUCAUACAGUCUCUAGAGAAAUGGCUGCUUCUUUUGGGUUAAGUCAAGGUAGCUUACCUGUUCGUUAUUUAGGCCUUCCCUUAAUGCCUCAUAAGCUUCGGCCACAUGACUAUCAACCCUUGAUCGAUAGAGUUACGAAGAAAAUCAAAUCGUGGACUCUCCGGAAUCUCUCUUUUGCAGGACGGCUUCAGCUCAUCCAGUCAGUUCUUUAUGGAUCUCUUUGGGUUGCUUGGGUUAAGCACAACAUCAUUGGAGAUAGGCUGCUUUGGGAUGCUGAUUUUUCAAAUUCAGGGUCUUGGUUGUGGAGAGGUUUAAUGAAUUUGAGACCAUUAGCCCGUCCAUUUCUGUCCUGCUUCGUGCAAUCAGGAGACACAGCAUUGUUUUGGCAUGAUAAUUGGACGGGUUUGGGACCACUGCUUGAGAUAACAGGUGCUAACGGUCCAAGAGUUUCUGGAAUAUCUGCUCUCAGUUCGGUUUCAGAGGCCAUUAGAGACGGAGAAUGGACUUUGACAAGAGGUAGACAUAGGAUCAUUCAGCUACUGCGAGCGUGUCUUCAGAUCCAACCUCCAGACCUUAUUGCUGAAGCUGAUGACUAUUUUCUUUGGAAUACUUCUCCUAAUACUGUUCCUGGACAGUUCUCGGCCUCUAAAACAUGGGAAGCCUUACAUCCUUCGCCUCCAACAGUACCGUGGUACAACUCUAUUUGGUUUAAACAAGGAAUUCCAAAACAUGCCUUUCAUGCUUGGGUCUCAGUGAGAAACAGGCUUCCUACAAGAGACAGACUUCUCAGAUGGGGAAUGAGUGUCCCAUCAACUUGUCUGCUUUGUGGUGUAGCUGAUGAAACACGAGAUCAUAUUUACCUCUCUUGCACAUUCUCUAAGGACAUAUGGGAUUCUUUUUUUGGUCAAGGUGGUUUCAAUCAACCGUAUGGUUUUGCCGACGUUAUCAGAUGGAUGCAUCACUCAACUCCACCUGGUAAAUUGAGAACAAUUUGCAAGUUAAUUGCACAGGCUGUCUUCUAUGCGAUUUGGAAUGAGAAAAACAAAAGGUUGCAUACUUCAGUGGCUAGACCCCUUCAGCUAAUUACAAAGGAGAUCAAGAUUAUUUUGAAAGCAAAGUUAUAUGGUAUGGAUCAGAACAUUAGGAAUAACAACAGGCUCAAUUCGAUCAGGCAUAACACCAUUGACACAUACUUGCAUUCAUGGUUUCAGCACUUCUCCUUGUGA